AUGUCUUACUCUCAGCAUUCUGCCUUUCUCGACGGUGAAAUCGAAAAGUUUCAAAAUUUUGGGAUCCCGGAACUUCAAGAAUUAGACCCAAAUGUCAUCUCAUCGCUACGAUCAACGCUAGCCCGGGAGCUUGUACAACGACAACAAAAGGCUUUCAGGAUGGUCAAUCGGGAUGAAAUACUUCUCGCAGUGCAAAAACAAGAAAAAGAACUACUUCGGCAAGAUCUGUAUCGGGUUAUGGCAUCUGUAGGUGACCUACCCAAAGACAGAAUUGGUGCCGAUUUGAUCGAUCUGCAAGAAGCAAGAGACGGGAAGUUUGUUUCUUUAGAGCAAUUGAUGAAGGAUAUCGAAAACUUGCCGCAUGUUUCGGCUCUGGACUCCGAGGACUUGGAUGCACAGCCCUUACUGCACGAAUACAAUCAACUGCGAGAGGGACUCAAGGGCAAAUCCAUCGCUAUUCGUGAGGGUUCACGAUUGAUUCCAGAACUCAAGGGUCAACUUGAUCGGUUUGAGAGUUUGGAACACGCCAUUCAGCGCCACGGAACUCAACCUGCUGAAUACUACGCUGAAUUCAAACACAAUGUUCUUGUGCAGGCGCAAGAAACGGCCAGAUUAGUGGAAACUGUUUUGCAAGAGACCGGUAAAUUGUCUAAAGAAUACUUGGAACAGCUGGAGUCUCUGAUUUCAGCCUUAAGAACUUUUCGCUGA
Lachancea sp. 'fantastica' is the source of this 708-nucleotide messenger RNA. The record is from the annotation of a GenBank genome assembly. NCBI's taxonomy places the organism in Eukaryota, Fungi, Ascomycota, Saccharomycetes, Saccharomycetales, Saccharomycetaceae.